AUGGAGAGCCUGAAGGGAAGAGAUUUAAAGUUCACACGCAUGAAAUCUCCUCAAGGAAGCAUGUCUCAAGCCAUACACGGAGCACAAACCACGAAAACUCGUAAGAGACAGAAUAUCAGAAACGCUCCCGGACAUCCUCGCCAAGCAGUACAGUGGACCAUGAGAAAUUCGCCCGGGUGGAGAAGUGAGAGAGAAACCCCCACGGAAGCUUUAUAA
Messenger RNA from Sclerotinia sclerotiorum 1980 UF-70, 216 nucleotides. RefSeq lists its product with no specific name. The record is from RefSeq and is a predicted model, not a curated record. The coding region runs from base 1 to 216 and encodes 71 amino acids. NCBI's taxonomy places the organism in Eukaryota, Fungi, Ascomycota, Leotiomycetes, Helotiales, Sclerotiniaceae. The transcript is spliced from 2 exons.